Messenger RNA from Mus caroli (Ryukyu mouse), 3539 nucleotides. It is a transcript of the gene Csnk1e, whose product is annotated as casein kinase 1 epsilon. Gene Ontology annotation, molecular function: protein kinase activity; ATP binding. The record is from RefSeq and is a predicted model, not a curated record. NCBI's taxonomy places the organism in Eukaryota, Metazoa, Chordata, Mammalia, Rodentia, Muridae. Gene Ontology annotation, biological process: protein phosphorylation.
GCGGCGGAGCGCGGAGCCUGAGCCCGGCCGGGCCGAGCGCAGCGCAGCGGGCCGGGGAGAGGCUGGCGCGCCCGCGGCCCGGCGAAUCCUCUGGCAUCCGCCCCGGCGGGCCGCCCCGGCGCGCAAGGUUGAAGCAUGGAGCUGCGUGUGGGAAAUAAGUAUCGCCUGGGCCGAAAGAUCGGCAGUGGCUCCUUUGGAGACAUCUACCUGGGUGCCAACAUUGCCUCUGGUGAGGAAGUAGCCAUCAAGCUCGAAUGUGUGAAGACGAAGCAUCCCCAGCUCCACAUCGAGAGCAAGUUCUACAAGAUGAUGCAGGGCGGAGUGGGGAUUCCGUCCAUCAAGUGGUGCGGGGCUGAAGGAGACUAUAACGUGAUGGUCAUGGAGCUGCUGGGGCCCAGCCUGGAGGACCUCUUCAACUUCUGUUCCCGGAAGUUCAGCCUCAAGACGGUGCUGUUGCUGGCUGACCAGAUGAUCAGCCGCAUCGAGUACAUACACUCCAAGAACUUCAUCCACCGGGAUGUGAAGCCCGACAACUUCCUCAUGGGCCUGGGGAAGAAAGGCAAUCUGGUAUACAUCAUUGACUUCGGCUUGGCCAAGAAGUACCGCGAUGCCCGCACACACCAGCAUAUUCCCUACCGGGAAAACAAGAACCUGACAGGCACUGCCCGCUAUGCCUCUAUCAACACCCACCUGGGCAUUGAGCAAAGUCGUCGAGAUGACCUAGAGAGCUUGGGCUAUGUGCUCAUGUACUUCAACCUGGGCUCCCUGCCCUGGCAGGGCCUCAAAGCAGCCACCAAGCGUCAGAAGUACGAGCGGAUUAGCGAGAAGAAGAUGUCAACGCCAAUCGAGGUCCUCUGCAAAGGCUACCCCUCCGAGUUCUCAACAUACCUCAACUUCUGCCGCUCCCUGCGGUUCGAUGAUAAGCCUGACUACUCCUACCUGCGCCAGCUCUUCCGAAAUCUCUUUCACCGGCAGGGUUUCUCCUACGACUACGUCUUCGACUGGAACAUGCUCAAAUUCGGGGCUUCCUCGAGCCAGGCUCAGCCCCGAGACAACGAAGCUCUUGCACCACCCUGCCCCCGCCCUUGGCCUUGCGCUGGGCCCGCAUACUCACCCACUUACUGGUGCCCGGCGCCCCUGGGCACCCAAGGACCCCCAGAUAGGCCGGUGGAGGAGGAGGUGGAGCAACUGCCCCCUCAAAGAUAUUGGCCUGUGGUCUGGACUCCAGGGCCCCAGUUCUGAUACCACCAGGGUGUCUCAGCCACCUCUCUGCCAAGCUUAAGGAAGCAUCCUGCAGAAUGGCAGGGUGACACCCUGUUCCAAAGAGGUGGCUGUCCAGUGGAAAGGUUAUGACGAAAGGCCCUGCAUAGGAUCCUCAAGAGCAUACCAGCUGCCCGAGGGCCAGGAGCAGCCUGAAGAAGGAAUAGUGACCGCCAGGGAGGGGUUGGUGUCACAUCACAGGACACUGCUUCAUCUAGACCCCAUUAUCGGCCUGUGUAUUGAUUCUGAGCUCAUUAAAAACACUUCCUUUUCUUUACCCACGUGUACCUCUCUUUUCAAAGAGUGGCCCUUGGCCUGCUCCAUCCUGUGUUAAGAACGAACAUAGAUAGGCCUUGCCUUCUAGACACCAAGAAGGGUACAUUGACUUGGGGCUCUUCUUCUCUUUGGGCCCAAACAGUGGCCUGGGCCUGUUCUCCAAGGAAGCCUCACAGGCUGGGGACCUUGGGGACAAACCUGUGGCUUUUCUGUCUAGGACUGGAGUGAAAGGUGGGCAUCGAAGCUCCUUCUAGCUCAGAGCACAUUGGCCAAGGGCCUGGUCGUGCAGCUAGCUCUUCAUAUGACCAGAUGUUCAGGCCUGGGGCACCAGGCAUGUGAUACAGAAAAUUAUCCAAGUCUAAUGUGGAGAUGGGCUUUGACCCUUCUCAGUGAAGCUCAAAGAACAGACUUUGUAUUCUCUAGACCUGGGCAUCUAUCCCUCUGUCGUAGCCCCUGGCCACAUGGUGCUGACUUUCAUUCACUAAAGUAUUUGGAAAUGGAUGCUUGCUCCUUAGUCACCAGCUUUCCCUGAGAAAGGACAAGUGGCUGCCACAUCCAGCAUGACAACUGGGAACAUUUGUCCUCUGGGAGGGUCUAUGGACAGCUGCAGGAGGUGGCCAGUUGACAAAGUUUCACACAAGGCCAGAUACACCCUCCUGGCCCAGUCGCUAGUACCGUGACCCCCCUCCCAGGGCUCCUCCUUGGAGGAAGUAGACUCUAGAGUUCAAAGCUGGGCAGCCUUUGCCUCCGCCUUGUGUGACCCUGUCACCAUGUGGCCAGCUCCGUCGCCAAGACCGUCUGCAGAACACACAGCAGAAACUUUCACAACCCUCAUCCCAAGACCAGGCCUUCCCACCUGCCCUGCGAAUAGAAGCCGUCCAGCAGACUCUGCAGACAGGACUCCGUGAGCAAAAGACCGGAAGGACCCACUUGACCUUGGAAUGACCUCCCGUGUUCCAUCCCAGGGGACUGGAAUCCCCAGCUGCUUCUCUCUGAGAACACAACCACUGUUGUGUUCCACAAGUCAGGAGGAGGCUCCGUACGGUGACGUCUCUAAGAUGGAGCCAGACACUUGUGUAACUUGGGGCACUGACUUCUGUGUUUUCUUGUGGGCAAAUAAAGGCCAUGAAAACACUCUGGUGUGCGUUUCUUAAGGCAUCUUAUCCCAUUACCCGUGGAGUCAGGUCCAUCCUGAGCCUGCUGGAACUGCUGAGACCCCAGCCAUCCACCCGGCUAUUGCUGUGCCAAGCUUGAAGCAUUGAUGGCAGGGCGACACCCUGUUUGGGGCUCUGCACCCCUAAGUGAACUCUUUGCUUAGCCUCAGCAAGCCUCCGUUUCCCACCGCUACCACAGGGUUGGCUGUGAGCCCCCACAGCCCUUGCUUCUCUCUGCUUGGGCUGCGUUUUGGCUGACCUGGGCAACCAGGGAGUCUUGAGCCCCGGCUUCUGAGUGGGAUGUCCAAGAUAAGGUAUCUAAACCAUGUCCUUUUGAGGGACAGAAAUGGAUCAGUGGUAGAUUUAUCACCACAUCUGCAUGGGCUUUGUAACUCGGGGCAGGUCACAGGGCUUUGACCAGUCAGCAUUUCUACCUCAGAGAGGGCCCCAGAUAGGAGUUAAGAGCGCCAGCCAUAGAGUGAGGUGGGGAUGUGCCUGCCUGGCUUGGCUCCUUCCCAUAGAACUCUGGGAUCAUUUGGAAUUGAGCCACUCCCUCCCCGUUUUUCAGAGCAGUAGGGCUUCUUAGUCAGUACCUGGAGAGAUGAGGGUUUGCAGAGCCCCAUGGCCUAUGGGGGGUUCCCCACUCAGCCUGUAGCUCUCUCCUCCACAGAUGCGGCCCCCCUUCCACCAGCCCCCUGCCCUUCCCUGUGGACGGCCCCAGGACCAGCUAGGUAACUCAGCUAGGAGCUGCAACCAUGCUGCAAUAUCUUUCCGGUCCUUCCUACCUUCCUCUUGGACUUCGCAGUAACUUAAGAGGAUAGGCCCCUGGGGGCACUCCAGGCACCUACC